AUGCAGCUCUUCCGGAAUCUUACCACUCUACUCAGCUUGAUCGAGCUAUCACCAACGUAUCAACAAUUUGCCCAAGUAGUCCAAGAUAUUUGCGUAACUGAAGCUUUGGAACACGGCAUUAUGACAUUCAUUUAUACCAGCAUCGGGAAUGAUAAUUGCGACACUCCUAAUCCUGCCCACUUAAAUGUGCCACUUAUCCUGCACACACUUGGCACACAAAACCCAACAGCAACGGUCAUCAACAUCGAUAGCCGUACGCCAAUUGAGCGUUUUAGGGAUCACUUCAAUCACAACAUACUUAGUAUUGUUCAACUUAGCCAAAACAAGCCGAGGGAUGAGCAAUUGUUGCAGACAUUGUGGCAACGUUUGCACUGGAAUAUCCAAAGUUGGAGCAUACUUUUACUUGAUGACACAGCCAGUGAGGCAUAUGUUGCGACGAUUCUUAAAUUUUGUGCCGCCGAGCGUGCUGUAAACAUCAUCGCUUUGCAGCCUCAUAUGGCGGUGAGAGAACGGAGCUAUUGGACAUUACAAAUAUUUCCCAUUCAGAAAACUAUCAAACGAACAUUCCAACCAUUUUACCGAGAUCUUUUUCCCAAAUAUUUAAAAAAUAUGCAUGGACACCCUUUACGUGUAAUGGACAAUGGUUGGUAUCCAGAAUUUUAUAACUAUACACUUGAACAAGGAUCAACCACGCUUAGUGGUUACAUGGGUAGAGUCCUAUCGGAGUAUGCAUAUAACCACAAUGCCACAAUUCAGUUUCCAUUUUCGCUGAUGGACAGAUCUGUGCCUUAUACUGGAAUGAGAGAAGCUUUAGAGCACAAUGAGGCAGAUAUUGGUUUACUUUCACCGAUAGCACCAGGUGAAAGUAAACUGAGUUCAACAUCUGUAGGGCACCGAAAGAGUUGGUGUCUUAUGAUACCAGUGGAAAAACCAAUGCCGCCACACACUUUUUAUUAUAGUGUAAUGGACAAGAAAUAUCAGCAGCCAAUUAUGGAGAACUGUAUCAAUGUAUCGGUGCUUCAAGGUCUAUUGGGUAUGACAUUUUGGACAAGGAAGUCCAUUUCAACCAUUCAUAAAAUCGUGUGCGUUAUUAUCUCGUUGGCCGGUAUCAUCCUAGGUACCGCUUACAGUACUUACUUGCAGAGUUUCAGUGUGGAUGCACCUAAAGAGUCCCCGAUAAAGACUAUUGAUGACGUACUACACCGUGGGAUUAAAAUAGCUAUUCCAGCGGGUAGUGUGCCCUUUCUAAAGAACAAUAACUCGGAGUUUUUGUUACUGCGAAAUACUUUCGAUACAAAUUACGCAUUUUCUGUCACCGACAUGUGGCCUAUAUACAAUGAGCAACAAAAGUAUUUCUCACGACCGCUUUUCCGAAUUUCAGAUAUUUGCUUUGUAAAGCAUCAGCAAUUGGUAUUACACCUACAAAAGAAUUCAGUGUAUCGUCAAAGCCUAAAUAAAUUCAUUUGGAAACUGCAGGAAGCUGGGUUGAUAAGCUACUGGAUGCGUCACAGCUUCGUAGAGUUAUUGGAAAUGGAUGUGAUUUCAUUAGAAGAUCGAAAUAAGCAGCCUAUUUUCGUGCCCCUGAAAUUGGAAGACUUGCGUGUGUUAUGUGCUCGCCAAAAAUUGCGUGUGCUAAUGCUAGAAGAGAAUCACCUUGUGGUGGAUGAGAAGUAA
Molecule: messenger RNA, 1674 nt
Organism: Anastrepha obliqua
Lineage: Eukaryota; Metazoa; Arthropoda; Insecta; Diptera; Tephritidae
Exons: 4
Coding region: 1-1674 (557 amino acids)
Source: RefSeq, a predicted model, not a curated record